AUGUCCGUAAAAGCUGCUAUCAAAUUGCUUGAAUCGCGUCCUGUUUCAUGGUUACUGCAGAAAAAUCAGAAAUUAAGAGAUAUACGAAUACAGGGAUGGGCACGUCGAGUAGAAACACGUGGAAAAUUUUUGUUUUUGCAUAUCAGUGAUGGAUAUUCGUUGAAAACGGUGCAAGCUGUAGUACAACGUGACAUUUGUCCUAAAGUACCGGUAGGUAGUGCUGUGGAUGUCGUUGGUGAUUGGAUAAUGAGUCAAGGUAAACAGCAAAGCAUGGAAUUGUUUGCUACAAAUUGUGAAGUUGUCGGGUUGCAGCAAGGAACGUUUAGCGAACUACCCACUGAAGAAAGUUGUGCCAAUGUUACACGUAAGAAAUACCACUUACGCAUAAAGUCCAUACCAUUCAUGUGCCUGCUACGGUUACGAUCUCGAUUGGACCAGUUCAGUCGUUCUUUUUUCCAGAAAGAGUCAUUCAUCCAUGUGGAUACACCGCUCUUAACGCAUAAUGAUUGUGAAGGUGCUGGUGAUGUGUUUACGGUUCAGGCGGAUAAGCGAAGUUAUUUUGGUGACCAAGCAAUUUAUUUACCAGUUUCAAGUCAGCUGCAUUUGGAAUCAUUUAUUGGUAGCCUACCGAAAGUAUACACAAUAGCACCUGCAUUACGUGCUGACCAUUCGCAGACUCGACAACAUUUGGCAGAAUUUCGAAUGUUGGAGGCAGAAUAUGCGUUUGCGGACGAUUUAGAGCAGUUAUGCGAUUUAGUAGAGCGUUAUAUCAACUAUGUGAUUGAUGAAAUGCUUAGUUGUGAUGCUGAGGAAAUCAAUUCAAUGAUGCAAGUCUUUUGCGAUGAGAGUGCAAAACUGCAGUCACUUUUGUGGAUUAAUAGUUCUCGAAAGCCAUUUCCCCGUAUGCAUUAUGAUGAAGCGGUUACAAUACUGCAAAAUAAGGGUGAAAUGAUACCUGGAGGUCGAUUUAGCAAGGAAAACGAAUUAACCAUGGUGCGAUACUGUGCUGGCCCAUUGUUUAUCCUCCGCUAUCCGCAUAUACAGAAGCCGUUCUACAUGAAACGUUGUGGCAAUUAUGCGGAAUGUUUCGACUUAUUGGCGUCGUUUGUUGGUGAAUUAGCUGGUGGUUCUCUGAGGGAAUCAGAUUCAGAAGAACUCCGUCGCCGUGGAUGCGAUGAUUCAUUGGAUUGGUAUUUGGAAAUGAGGCGACACGGGCAUCCACCCAGUGCGGGAUUCGGCAUUGGUCUAGAACGUUUCAUGCAAGCUUUGUUCGGUAUCCUAAACAUUAAAGACACAGUGGCAUUCCCGAGAUGGUACAAGCACUGCCCAAGCUAA
Messenger RNA from Cercopithifilaria johnstoni, 1335 nucleotides. NCBI's taxonomy places the organism in Eukaryota, Metazoa, Nematoda, Chromadorea, Rhabditida, Onchocercidae. The record is from the annotation of a GenBank genome assembly.